Molecule: messenger RNA, 901 nt
Organism: Pygocentrus nattereri (red-bellied piranha)
Lineage: Eukaryota; Metazoa; Chordata; Actinopteri; Characiformes; Serrasalmidae
Product: lymphocyte antigen 6 family member D
Exons: 5
Coding region: 21-620 (199 amino acids)
Source: RefSeq, a predicted model, not a curated record
AGGUCCAUCCAGUGGUAGACAUGAAAGUGGUUCUGGUGCUCGUCAGUGUGUUCUUCACUAAAGCACUAACACUGCAGUGCUAUGAAUGUGUCGAGGAGUCACCGCAUACUUGUAAAAGAAGUCGGGAAUGUUCAGAUGAGUGCAACAGCAACACUGCCACCUUAAGCCUGGGUGGCGUACAGCUGGCCCAGAGUUUGCGGUCUUGCCAGCCGGCAGUCUUUUGUGUCACAGGGAGAAUAAAUGCAGGGCUUCUGAAAGCGACCGUCAACUCCAAAUGCUGCCGGACUGACCUCUGCAAUAACCAUGUAGUCCCAGCUUUACCGAAACAGUUUCCCAACGGGAAGAAGUGCUGUGGCAAUAACGACUGCUCAAAUAUUGUGAAGUGCGAGGGAGACGAGGAUCGCUGCAUUAAUGGAUCAGUUAAUCCGUUUGUUAAGGUGUCUCUGAAAGGAUGUGCCAGCAAGAGCAUCUGUGACGGGCUCGUGUCCAUCUCACACCACUUUAACGUCACUGCGGAUAUUAAGUGCUGUGAGGGGAACCUGUGUAACACUGCUAUCAGCAUUAAUCUGGGUCUCCUCAUCAUGCUGGGGUCUCUACUGACCUCCAUCCUCUUCCCCUGAACCAUUUCGUGGCCUUUUCCAGAAAUACUGAAACUACAACACAAGCUUUUAUUAGAACGAUGAAAUGGUCAUCAUAUCCACUGCUGUCCCGUAUAUUGAUUAACAUGUUUGCUGUAACUUUAUCUUCAGGUGCUUCUUAUCUGGGCCUUUAAGUGAUCGGUUUAAUGUGUUGCAUAAAACAUCCUACUGCUGUAAGUGUGAUAAACCCAAUAAACCGUGUAAAGACUUUUAUUUCUAAUUUCUCUAAUCUCUAAUUAAAGUUUCAGUUGAUCAGCAUUAAA